This is a messenger RNA of Trifolium pratense (red clover), 1262 nucleotides long. RefSeq lists its product as uncharacterized. The transcript has a single exon. NCBI's taxonomy places the organism in Eukaryota, Viridiplantae, Streptophyta, Magnoliopsida, Fabales, Fabaceae. The coding region runs from base 242 to 1057 and encodes 271 amino acids. The record is from RefSeq and is a predicted model, not a curated record.
UCUUUAUCCCCUAAAACCCAAUUAACUAAUAUUGACCUUUUGUUAAUCUUUUUCUCUCCUUAAAUCCCAUCUUUUUUAUUCAUUCCUAAUUAUUGAAAUUAACACUAAUCCCAUAAUAAGACAAAACCUUCCCUUAGAAUUCUCCAUCAAAUUAAGAUCCUCUCAGUUUGGUAACACAACCCAAUCAAGAACCACAAUAUAAAACCAAAACGGUGUCGUAUAGAGAAAGCAUAACAGAGAAAUGAGGUGUAAGAAACAUUUACCGGACGUUACAAGCACCGUCGGUGUUUGCGCUUCUUGCCUCCGUGAGCGCCUCCAGCCCAUCCUCGAGGCCCAAGCCCAAGCCCAACCGUCGCGUAUCUCUGUCUCUGAGAACGAUCUUUCUCCAUCGCAGCGGUCAGUUUCUCCGUUCGUAGCUCACCGGAAAUCCGAUGACCGGCGACGGGAGGUUUUGUUUCAAACUACUCCACAGAUUGAUCGGGGAUUUGGAUUUUCCGGCGGAACGGAAACGGCACCGGUAAUAGCACCGUCGAAGCGGAGGAUAAGAAGAUUCUGGAUCUUAUCGAAUUUUUUCCGUCCGAGAUCUAACAAAACGGAGAAUUCAUCAGCAGAAUCUUACGAACCGUCUUCUUCGGUUUCUCCUCCGUCGUGGAUAUCAACGAACGUCGUUCCUGCUCGUCGGAAAAACAACAACCGCGUUAGCGAUCAAAAAAGAUCUCGCCAAUUGGAUCGUGGAGCUACACCGGUGGAUAAUUUUGAAGAAAACGAUGGAUUUGAUUCAGGAUCGGAAUCUUCGCCGCGGCAGAGGAAUAAGACGACGGCGGCGGCGGUUACGGCGCGGCGGUCGAAAUUAGGUUACGCGGGAAAAAGCUUAACGAGUAUGGCGCUGUGUUUGAGUCCGUUGGUUCGGGCGAGUCCGACUCGGCAAUGGAAUAGUCAUAAGGGAAUGGCGCCGGAAUUGGGUGUGGGUGGAGUACACCAUAUUUCCAGUGCGGCUUCAUAUUGUGCCAAUAGAUCAAGGAAGCUUGUUGAUCUUGGAAGAGUUGCUAACCGUUGAUUUUACAGACCAUUGAAUUCGAUGAACGGUGGUAAUUCUUUUUUAUUUGUUUGUCUGAAUUUUUACCUUGUAUUGUACAUUAGUGUAUACUCUUUACCACGGUGGUAAAUUUUAUUUUUAUAAAGAAAUUGAAUUUGUAUAAAUAUUGUUGAUAUUGAGGUCAAUUAAUUGUAUUAUGAUAAUAAUCAAUUCUUAUAUAUUUUUA